Messenger RNA from Asparagus officinalis (garden asparagus), 3242 nucleotides. RefSeq lists its product as uncharacterized. Lineage: Eukaryota; Viridiplantae; Streptophyta; Magnoliopsida; Asparagales; Asparagaceae. The record is from RefSeq and is a predicted model, not a curated record.
AAUCGCUACUGAGCUCGAGAGCGGGAAACUCGAGAACCCAUUUCAGAGAGAGAGAGAGAGAGAGAGAGAGGGAUGGAAGGCGAAACGAAGAGGACGGACCUGCGGAGCUUUCUCGAAUCAAUCAGAUCAUCGGAGGUUUUGGAGGAUCGUGUAUCACUUAUCACUCAAAUCGGGAAUUGUUGUCAAGUUGACCCAUCAGAUUUAGCCCUUUUAAUUGAAUGGCUUGUAACAUUUUGGAAGGAAUCUACAUGCUUGAGCUUAUCAAAUUGCAUGUUAAAUAAAGCAGUUCUUUGUGCCGCUGCAAAGUAUUUGGAAUCAGAUAUAUCCAACUAUAUAAGCCAGUUUCUCAUUCUAGGAACAAAGGCAAAUGUAUGGUGCAUAAAACAUCUCCAAGUGAUUAUUAUGUCAAUUGAAGAGGCAAGAGAUGAAGAACACUCUAACCUAUUCUGUCAGUUAAUCAUGGAUGCUUUGAGUUUCUCCUUGGCAAUUAUUUCUAUAUUGACACGUUCUCCAAUGUUAGGGGAAAAAGUGCUAAUGCUUAGCAUUGAAACUUUCAUCUCCGAACUGUUGAAUCUAACAAAGAGUUUAAUUUUUGAGGUCAAGAAAAUUCAUUUGAUUACAUCUGAAGUACUUAAAGUAGCACAAGUGGUUCUAGAUGCUGCUGUAAAGUUAUGCAGAGCAUAUUUUCAAACUGUUAGGCAAGACUUCAUGGAGAUGAGUAUUAACAGUGGUGAAAGAUCAGAAGAAGAUGGGCAUGUGGAUUAUGCUCGUCACAUUGUUGCUAUAACUGCAACCACGAUAGAAUGUUUGUAUGAACUGGGAAUUUUUGCUGCUUCUGGUGGAGGGAAUCUUGUGAGUGUACUCAACAUAUCAUGGAAAGGUGUAGUUUUCCUUCUUCAGCUUGAUAAAGGAGCUUUAGCUGAAAGAGUAAAUAUAAGCGACAUUAUAUUAACCCUUAUUUCACUGGCUACUGAGACUCUACAAUGUGCUGCUGAAACUUGGUCCUCUGCAACAGAAAAGGAAACUCCAAUCGUUUCUGAAGCUAAAAGAACAUUUCUACCAAUAAAGUUUUACUUGAUUAAUGCAGUUCGAAUCUCUUCCGAAUAUUCCUUUUUAGCCAUUGAUAUAUAUCAAGAGAUAUCUAGGUGUGUAUUAUUGAUCUCAUCAGUGGGUAUUUCAUUGAGUAGAAAAACACACCUCAGAGCUGUGAGUGAGGCACUAAUUGAGUUCCUGGAGCCAACAUCUUUCCUUCUUCUGCAUACACUAUUAAAUUCAGCUGACGUGAAGUUUGAAUCCAAAAUCCAGAUACUUGACUGGCUAUUUUCAUACACAAUAGACUCUGGUUCAGUAAACAUGGAAAGAGAUUUUGAAAGUUCUGCAGAUUUAUUUAGUACUAUCUUCACUGUGAAUUCUGAUGCUAUACCCAAGAGUGAAGUCUUACUGCUUGGUCGAGUUGUUCUGUUCAUGAACCUUCUCAGGUCUUCAUCAACUCUAAAAGAUGAAAUGGUACAUGCAAUUGCUAAAAAGCUUGACAUGCUUAUGAAUGCCUUGAUGCACGAAGAUGUCUACUCUUCCAUUCUUAGUUUGCAUACACCAGUUCUUUGUGCUUCUGGUCCUGAACCUGGACUUACUUGGCAACCAUUGUUUUAUAGUAUUUUACACUCCUUAAAGGUCUUUCUCGUUGUUGCUUCGUGUUGUAGACUAGCAUGGAUUGAACUGGAAAGCUUUCUAUUCAAGAACCUCAUCCAUCCUCACUUUCUCUGUCUGGAUAUUGUGAGAGAAUUGUGGUCCUUUGUCAUACGCCACACAGAAAUAGAUGUGAUCAAUCAUGUUGUUGAGAGGUUAUGCAUACUGUUCAAGGGUCUAGCAUCAGCAGAGCCUGUGCUCACACCCUUUUGUACUCUAAGGAAGAUGGCAAGAUCAAUGUGUUGUCUUCUUACUAACACAACAUCUGCUGCCAAAGAUCAAGUAUACCUUUCUGUAACAACUGAUGAGAAAUCUUAUCUGUCAUCUAUCAUGCUCAUUGCAUUACUGUUGGAGGGAUUUCCUCUGGACUCAUUAUCUGAUAAUCUAAAACUAUCCGCCAUCCGGAAGAUCGUCACUGCAUUUUAUGGUUUCAUGGAGAGUAAUUCUAAAGGGCUCAGAUUAAAUGGUUCUUUAGGAUCUUCAGAUUUCAUUGGGUUGCCAGUUCAUGCUUUAUCGUCUUUGAUGCAUUCUUGUGAGAUUAAGAGUUCUGAAAUUAUUGAUAAUAAGGACAUCUCCCAAAUUCUGAAGUUUGCUAUUUCUCUCGUUCAUGGAGUUGGAGAUGCUGCAGCUGAGUUCAAGGACCACUAUGCCAAAGUUCUUUCUGCAGUACUAGAUGUAAUAUCAACCUCAAAGCAGUCUUACAUCUCUGAUGAAAUGAAAGGACUCAUCUUAGAGCUGCAAACCCUAUUCAUGGCAACCUCCGAUUCUGAUAAUGUACUGUAUCAGUGCAAGCCUUCUCUGGUUUCUUUCAUGGUCAGUUUUAGUCACUUGGAAAUAGCAGAUGGUGAAGGCAGUGAGCUUUAUUCUGCAAUUCUGAGCUUGUAUCAUGUCUUGCUGAGGGAGCGACACUGGGCAUUCAAUCAUUUGGCAGUUGGUGCUUUCGCAAAUUUUGCUGCUUGUACAUCUUGUUCUCAGCUGUGGAGAUUUAUCCCUGAUGACGCAGCACUUUCAUUGUUGAAAGCUUAUCUUGAGAAAGAGGCAGCGUUACAGGAGCUAACCCCAUGCAGAGAGCAGCAACAUCAUCUUAUAAAGGAAGGUGUGAUGCUAAGGAACUUAAGUAACAUACCAGAUAAAGUGCCGGAUAAAGUUACAGAUGUUUCUGAAGCUGAACCUAUGGAGAUUAUCAAUGAUGAAUGUGUAAAGAAAAAGAAAAGGAAGCUCCCUGAUGGAGUUUGUGACGGUAUGGAAUUGCUGCAGAGUGGUUUGAAGGCGAUGAACAAUGCACUUGCACAGGAUGACUCCCCUGAACUAAAGGAUAUGUUCUUACCUCAUAUCUCCAGCCUUAACGAUGUUAUUUCCAACCUUAUGAGACUGUCUGAUGAUGUAUAAUCUUUGGAGAAUCUCCUUAAAGGUGUUUUUUUUUUUAAAUUUUGUUCAUAAAACUUCAUGCAGAAUCAAUUCCGAGACCGCAGAUAGCAUUCCGGAGGUUUAACGGUGAAAUAUUUGUACGACAUCGCCAGUAAAUAUUCCUUCUAAGCUGCAGAUAUUUCAAGUCA